AUGAGAGUUGGGCUGUGUCUCGCACUAUCAGCAGGGAUCCAUGUAUUCUCACUGCCGGCAUCCGUUGGUGCCUUUGGAAUAAGUUCUACCCUCAGAGGACGACCUUCCACCACCAUACUAGCACAGGCCACCACCACCAUUUCAGAUCCACUUUCUCCCGAAGAUGCCUUUGAUUUGGAACGAUUUCAACGUCGGCAACAAGCGUUGGAAGACGAGGCACGACGGCCACCGCAUCCUUCCUUGGGCCCCCAACAAGUGGUACAGUCAGUUUUGACCCUGUUGCGGCAAUCUCCUCAUUUUUUCGACUAUGAUCCGCUCAAGCCACGUCCCCAUCCCGGUGUAAGUGUUCUGUGGGAUGCCUCUACGGACGAAUGGAGACAGACUAUGGCCGCCAUGGUGGGAAUGGGGAAUAGUACUCAAGAGCCAAUCAUUGUAGUACCCGCAUUGGGCCGAUUCUUGGCCCGACCCCAACAACAAUUUGCCAUUUUGAUGGGGAUGGAAAACAGGGACUAUUGGAUUGAUUUUCCCACCGAUGUAAUAGAAUGGUCGGAUGAAGAAGCCUGGUUGGAAUGUCGUCUGAGGGACGGAUCCAGUAAUGAUGAACUAUUGGUGGUUUUGGGUUGGACACUGACACGAGAACAUGCCAACGAUGCCUGGUACAUUCAUUCGUUUGAUUGGCAAGAUUUUCGAAAUGACUAUCGUCCUGGAAUUGGUCGAGAAGAAUGGGAACGGAUUUGUGGUUGA
Messenger RNA from Seminavis robusta, 744 nucleotides. The record is from the annotation of a GenBank genome assembly. Lineage: Eukaryota; Bacillariophyta; Bacillariophyceae; Naviculales; Naviculaceae.